Molecule: messenger RNA, 768 nt
Organism: Pedinophyceae sp. YPF-701
Lineage: Eukaryota; Viridiplantae; Chlorophyta; Pedinophyceae
Source: the annotation of a GenBank genome assembly
AUGGGCGCUACGAGCCUCGAACCGGACCAGCUGAGACUGACUGGGGACAGGCAGUUCGACGAUCUGUUCCUGAAGCUCGCGGACAACUUCGCUCUGUUUCGCCUGUCUCUGUCGAACCACACAGCGGGCUUGAAGGACCUCAGCGCUGCCCAGGGCGCGCUGCUCUCGCUGCUCGGGCAGCACGAGUGGGCCGACAGGAAGGAGCCGACGUACGCAGAACGCAUGUUCGAGAAGGUUCCGUGGCCGCGACUCAAGGAAUAUGCCGACCGGCAGCGGAAAACCGGCACCGUCGAUCCAGGAGACAACGUGGAGGUCCGCCACAGCAGCGCACACGAGGCCAUCAGGAUCGCAACGCAGGACUGCGCGGUGCUCGCGCGGUCCCUGCAACGCACCACCGACCAGGCCGAGGCCCUGCUCCUCGACCAGAGCGCUCCGCCGACGGAGGAGCGCGAGCGCCACGGCGGCGGGUCGCGGAUUCGAUUACAAGGUGGUGUGCGUGCGGCGGAGGUGUGCGUGCUGAUGGGCGCUGUCGCGCGCAUGGCGCGGACCGAGGCCGAGAUGCGCGAGCGAGCGUCGCGGGAGGUCGCGGGCCAGUUGGACGUCGACGUGCACGUGCUGGAGAACAUGGCGCGCGCGUGUGCGCUGGACCCGCACGUGGACGAGGACGCGGCGGGGCUGGUGCUGAAGCUCGCCGACGCUGAGCGUCGGCGCAGGAAGGCCGCGGACGAGGAGGCCGCGGCGGCCGCGGCGCGCUCGCCGGCGCGCUAG